Messenger RNA from Coniosporium apollinis CBS 100218, 1659 nucleotides. RefSeq names its product imidazole glycerol phosphate synthase hisHF. NCBI's taxonomy places the organism in Eukaryota, Fungi, Ascomycota, Dothideomycetes. Gene Ontology annotation, biological process: L-histidine biosynthetic process. The record is from RefSeq and is a predicted model, not a curated record. Bases 1 to 1659 code for a protein of 552 amino acids. Gene Ontology annotation, molecular function: imidazoleglycerol-phosphate synthase activity; oxo-acid-lyase activity. The transcript is spliced from 3 exons.
AUGCCGACCGUCCACUUGCUGGAUUAUGUGGCCGGCAACGUCCGCUCCCUCGUCAACGCGAUAGAAAAGCUAGGCUACACGGUCGAGUGGAUCAAGUCGCCAGCCGACGUGUCAAAAGCUGAAAAACUCAUCCUCCCCGGCGUCGGCCACUUCGGCCACUGCCUCACCCAAUUCGCGUCGGCCGGCUACGUCGAGCCCAUCAAAGCACACAUUGCCGCCGGCAAGUCGUUCAUGGGAAUCUGCGUCGGAUUGCAAGCGCUGUUCGAAGGCUCCGAGGAGAACCUCGCCGUACCAGGCUUCGGCUUGAUUCCCGGGCAACUGAAGCGCUUCGACGACCGGGACAAGAGCGUGCCGCACAUAGGCUGGAACUCAGCAAACACCUCGGCAACAGGCCAGGUGGCGGAAGAGAGCCUAUAUGGAUUGCGGCCGGAUAGCAAGUACUACUAUGUCCAUUCCUAUGCCGCGCCGUACCGGGAAGGCGAGCUUGAGGCUGCCGGGUGGAGCGUCGCAACCGCGCGCUAUGGAGACGAGAAGUUUGUGGGCGCCAUAGCGAAGGACAAUGUGCUUGCUACGCAGUUCCAUCCUGAGAAGUCCGGCGCGGCUGGCCUUCGCGUCUUACGAGCUUUCCUCAAUGGCAGGAAAUCCGAAAAGCUCUCUUCGAGACCUGAGGCGGAAGCGGCUAAAGAAGGUCUUACCCGUCGCGUAAUUGCCUGCCUCGAUGUCCGCACAAACGACAACGGAGACUUGGUCGUCACGAAGGGAGACCAGUAUGACGUUCGCGAGAAAGACGGCGUCAGUGCUGGCGGCGCAGUGCGGAAUCUCGGCAAACCGGUCGAUAUGGCACGCAAGUACUACGAGCAAGGCGCGGACGAAGUGACCUUCCUAAACAUCACAUCCUUCCGCAAUUGUCCCGUCGCAGACACACCGAUGCUCGAGAUCCUGCGGCGCACAUCCGAGACCGUUUUCGUCCCUCUCACGAUCGGUGGCGGCAUACGAGACACCCAAGAUACGGACGGAACCAAAAUAUCCGCACUUGAAGUCGCCACGUUGUACUUCAAAAGCGGGGCAGACAAAGUAAGCAUCGGCUCUGAAGCCGUCACGGCCGCAGAAGAAUAUUUCGCCCGUAGCAAACAGUUGUCCGGGACGACUGCCAUCGAGACCAUCACCCGCGCCUACGGUAACCAAGCCGUUGUCGUCUCAGUCGAUCCUCGAAGGGUGUACGUGUCCUCGCAGGACUCAACACCCCAUCACACCAUCCGCACAUCCGUUCCCGGCCCAAACGGCGAAGAGUACUGCUGGUACCAGUGCACUGUCAAAGGUGGCCGAGAAGGUCGAGACUUCGAUGUGCAUCAACUCGUCACAGCUGUGGAGGCAAUGGGCGCCGGGGAAAUACUACUGAAUUGCAUCGACAAAGACGGCACGAACAGUGGAUUUGAUCUGGAGUUGAUCAGGGAUGUCAAGGCGUCUAUUAAGAUUCCUGUAAUUGCAAGCAGUGGGGCUGGAAAUCCUGGUCACUUUGGUGAGGUGUUUGCAAAGACAACGACCGAUGCCGCUCUGGGUGCUGGAAUGUUUCACAGAGGGGAAUAUACAGUCAAACAGGUCAAGGAGUAUCUGAGAGACCAGGGAUUGCUGGUGCGGCAAUUUGAGGAAAGCAUAUAA